Molecule: messenger RNA, 2155 nt
Organism: Myotis davidii
Lineage: Eukaryota; Metazoa; Chordata; Mammalia; Chiroptera; Vespertilionidae
Gene: MTO1
Product: mitochondrial tRNA translation optimization 1
Exons: 12
Coding region: 38-1894 (618 amino acids)
Biological process (GO): tRNA wobble uridine modification; tRNA methylation
Cellular component (GO): cytosol
Molecular function (GO): flavin adenine dinucleotide binding
Source: RefSeq, a predicted model, not a curated record
UCUGCUCCUCACGCACCGGGUGGACACGAUCGGUCAGAUGUCCUGUAAUCCUUCCUUUGGUGGUAUCGGAAAGGGGCAUUUAAUGAGGGAAGUGGAUGCUUUAGAUGGCCUGUGUUCCCGAAUCUGUGACCAGUCUGGUGUACAUUACAAAGUAUUAAACCGGCGUAAGGGACCAGCUGUUUGGGGUCUGAGAGCUCAAAUUGAUAGGAAACUCUACAAACAGAACAUGCAGAAAGAAAUCCUAAAUACACCACUGCUUACGGUUCAGGAGGGAGCUGUAGAAGAUCUUAUACUUACAGAACCAGAACCUGAGCACACUGGGAAAUGCCGUGUCAGUGGUGUUGUUUUGGUGGAUGGAAGCAAAGUAUAUGCAGACAGCGUGGUUCUGACUGCUGGGACAUUUCUGAGAGGCAUGAUUGUAAUUGGAUUGGAGAUGCAUCCGGCAGGACGCUUAGGAGACCAGCCUUCCAUUGGGUUGGCUCAGACUCUAGAGAAGUUGGGGUUUGUGGUGGGAAGAUUGAAGACUGGGACUCCACCCCGAAUUGCCAAAGAGUCCAUUAAUUUCAGUAUUCUAAACAAGCAGACACCAGAUAAUCCAUCCAUACCAUUCAGCUUUAUUAAUGAAACAGUGUGGAUUAAGCCAGAAGAUCAGCUGCUGUGUUACUUGACUCACACCAACCCUAGAGUGGAUGAGAUUAUCCUUGAGAACCUGCACCUUAAUAGUCACAUUAAGGAAACUACAAAAGGACCCCGAUACUGUCCUUCCAUUGAAUCAAAGGUUCUGCGUUUUCCAAACCGUACACAUCAGGUUUGGUUGGAACCUGAAGGAAUAGAUUCUGACCUCAUCUACCCCCAAGGGUUAUCUGUGACGCUACCAGCUGAAUUACAGGAGAAAAUGAUCACAUGCAUCAGAGGGUUGGAGAAAGCUAAAAUGAUCCAGCCAGGCUAUGGUGUUCAGUAUGAUUACUUAGACCCCCGUCAGAUCACUCCUUCUCUCGAGACUCAUUUGGUGCAACGGCUUUUCUUCGCUGGACAGAUAAAUGGCACUACUGGUUAUGAGGAAGCUGCAGCUCAAGGUGUGAUAGCUGGAAUCAAUGCAAGUCUUCGGGUCAGACGCAAGCCUCCUUUUGUCGUUAGCCGAACGGAAGGCUACAUAGGAGUCCUGAUUGAUGACCUCACCACACAGGGCACUAACGAACCAUACCGAAUGUUUACCAGCCGAGCAGAGUUCCGUUUGUCACUGCGCCCCGAUAAUGCUGACAGCCGCCUCACAUUCCGAGGGUAUAAGGAAGCUGGCUGUGUGUCCCAACAAAGAUAUGCAAGAGCUUCUUGGAUCAAGUCUUCUUUAGAAGAAGGCAUUUCUGUGUUGAAAUCCAUUGAGUUUUCAAGUUCUAAAUGGAAAAAGUUAAUCCCAGAGGCUUCUAUAAGUAUGGGUAAAGUUGUAUCUCUCAGAGCUCUAGAUGUUCUGAAGUAUGAAGAAGUUGACCUGGAGUUAUUGGCAAAGGCUGUACCAGAGCCCUUGAAGAAGUAUACUGAAUGUAGAGAGCUAGCUGAAAGACUGAAAAUAGAAGCCUCUUAUGAAACAGUAUUGUCCUAUCAGCAACAAGAAAUAAAGGACAUUCAGCGAGAUGAAGCUCUCCAACUGCCAAAAGACCUAGAUUAUUUGACUCUCAGGCAUGUGUCUUUGUCCCAUGAAGUUCGAGAGAAGCUACAUUUCAGUCGCCCACAGACGAUUGGGGCUGCAAGUCGGAUACCUGGAGUGACACCUGCUGCCAUCGUCAAUCUGCUCAGAUUUGUGAAGACCAUUCAGCAAAGACAGGCAGCUAUGAAUGAGUUGCCCAAAAGUGAUCAAUGCUUAGGUGAUACAGACAGACUUGAAGAGAGACAGUUAUAGCUUUCUGUUCAUCGAAGACUUAUAAUCAAUGUAAGAGUAUAGAUAGGAGAUAAGUAUUUCUACUUAACACCUGUUAAAAAACCUUAAUUAUUAUGGUUUUGUCAUUAAUGUAUGAAGAAGACAGAUAUUAUUGUGCUUUUUUGGUACAUCUGAAAAAAUAGUUAUAGACUCUUAAUUUAUACUCUUUCUCUCAGGUGCUCUAAUGCAGUGAGCCUAUUAAUAUAACUUUGUGCAAAGCCCAUUAAAGAGAGAUAUAGUGGC